AUGAAGUUUAGGCUAACGAAUGUCCCAAAGCAAUGUGUGGUCGUGGACGGAUCAAGAAUGUUUGCUGGUAAUCCGGGUCUCCCCUACACAUCUUCCUACGGGUCGGGCCAGUUUGAGGCCUCUCUUUUUGAACAAGCCGUCCAGUACGCUGCCACAACGGCUGCGACACAAAAUGCUCUCCGCUCCACUUUACCUUCCAUAUAUAGUCCUUCACCCAGCGGUAACAACAAUACGAGGACAACGCAUGGGGUGGCAACAGCUUCACAUUUUGAUGAAAGUUAUUUGCUAGAUGAUGAUGAGGACAGCAGUAUCCUCAGCAAUUUGCCAAACUCCUGUCAUGAUUUCGAGCUCAAGGAACUGCAUAUUCGCCUCGAGCGCAAUCACUCAAGUCCUCUAAUUGGGGGUCAUAGCUCUCCAGCGGUCUCGAGUCUCCUAUCGAGUAAUUGUCCUUCCGCUGAACCGCCCGCUGAUCUUGCGGAGCCGGAAGAUCUUGAGGUGCAAUUGAUCAAUGAAUGUUUUGAGGAGCAACAGAGGCAGAAUCAGAUGUAUCAGAGUGGCGAUCUGAAGACACUGUUCUAUCAUGGAACUUCUGAGAUCGAAUCAUCAAAGGUUAAAAUCAGUAUAAAAUUAUUGGAAAUCGCUAAUGUUAUUCUUGUUGCAUCGAUGUCAACAUUCGAUGGACUUACCUUUGGUUUAAAAGUUUACUUGGGCCUCACUGCUGAAGGAGUUCCCUUUGACUCCGAAGAGUUCUUUGAACCUGCUAGAAAUAGGCGUGAAAAUUUUAUUGGUGAUAGUGGCCACUUUGUCAGUUUCGACCAGUGCUUCCGCGGUUGGUUGAUGUGA
Molecule: messenger RNA, 843 nt
Organism: Strongylus vulgaris
Lineage: Eukaryota; Metazoa; Nematoda; Chromadorea; Rhabditida; Strongylidae
Source: the annotation of a GenBank genome assembly